AUGGACAGAGUAAUGAGAAUGUCGUCAGAGAAAGGAGUGGUGAUCUUCACGAAGAGCUCAUGCUGUCUCUGCUACGCCGUUCAGAUCCUGUUCCGUGACCUUAGGGUUCAACCAACGAUCCACGAGAUAGAAAACGACCCGGACUGCCGUGAGAUCGAGAAGGCUCUUCUCCGUCUCGGUUGCUCCACGUCGGUGCCAGCUGUCUUCGUCGGAGGCAAGCUCGUUGGUUCCACCAAUGAAGUCAUGUCCCUUCACCUUAGCGGCUCUCUCGUCCCCUUGAUCAAGCCCUAUCAGUCCCUCCUUUACUAG
Molecule: messenger RNA, 309 nt
Organism: Microthlaspi erraticum
Lineage: Eukaryota; Viridiplantae; Streptophyta; Magnoliopsida; Brassicales; Brassicaceae
Source: the annotation of a GenBank genome assembly